Molecule: messenger RNA, 1465 nt
Organism: Ipomoea triloba (trilobed morning glory)
Lineage: Eukaryota; Viridiplantae; Streptophyta; Magnoliopsida; Solanales; Convolvulaceae
Product: glycosyltransferase BC10-like
Exons: 2
Coding region: 323-1222 (299 amino acids)
Cellular component (GO): membrane
Molecular function (GO): glycosyltransferase activity
Source: RefSeq, a predicted model, not a curated record
UUAUCAAAACCAGCCAUUCUCAAUAACACAAAACCUCUUCUUCACAUCACAAAAGUACCUAAAAAAUACCAUUUUUGUUUAUUUCCUCGUACUCGCUUCAUGUUUAGUCUUUGGAUUUUCCUUUAGUUUUUACCUCAAACACAAAAUUAAUAUUCCCACUAACUUUUUACCCCUCAACUUUUACGCCGCCCAUCUACCUCCGGCGCCGGAACUCACCGGAACCCUCCCACUGCCCCCGUCUCCGUCGCAUGCGGCGGCGGCGCCCGCAGCGGAGCCCGAACGGGCCGGGUUAAAGGAGCACAUCGGCCCGCCCACGGCCGCAAUGCACGGCUUGAACGACGCGGAGCUGAUUCGGAGGGCGUCCAUGGUUCCGACGGCGGGCCGGAAAACGCCGGCGAAGAUCGCCUUUAUGUUCCUGGCUAGGGAAAGCUUGCCUUUGGCGCCAUUCUGGGAGCUUUUCUUCAGAGGCUAUGAAGGGCUUUAUUCCAUAUACAUUCAUUCUCAGCCAUCCUUCAAUGGAGUUGCGCCUCAUGAGGGCCCCAUCUUCCAUGGCAGAAGGAUUCCGAGUAAGAACGUAGCAUGGGGAAAAUUUAGCAUGAUCGAAGCGGAGCGGCGAUUACUAGCCAACGCCCUGCUCGAUACCUCGAACCAGCGCUUCGUUCUCCUCUCGGAAGCCUGCAUACCGCUCUUCAACUUCACCACCGUCUACGAUUACCUCAUCAACACCAACAAAACCUUCGUCGAGGCUUUCGACCAGCCCGGCGCGGUCGGCCGCGGCCGUUACAACCGCCGUAUGCGGCCCUGGAUCACCAUCCAGCAGUGGCGGAAGGGGUCCCAGUGGUUCGCCGUGGACCGGGAGCUCGCCGCCCAGAUCAUCUCCGACGAGAAAUACUGCAAUUUAUUCAAGCGGUUUUGCCGGCCGUCGUGUUAUUCCGAUGAGCAUUACAUUCCGACGUUUGUGACCAUGGUGUCUCCGGAUAGGAAUUGGAACCGGACGUUGACCUGGGUUGACUGGUCAAAGCAGGGGCCCCACCCUUCCAAGUUUGGGAGGUACGAGAUCACCGUUGAUUUCUUGCGGAGGUUGAGGAACGGUAGCCGAUGUGUGUACAAUGGGAGGGAGAGUAGGGUUUGCCAUUUGUUUGCUAGGAAGUUUACUCCCCUUGCUUUGGAUAGGCUAAUGAGGUUUGGUCCCAAAAUCAUGAUGUUCAAUUCUAAGAAAUGAGAUUAUAUCUGAAGUAGGCAGAUCACUUUAUACAUUGAUAGUUUUUCAUAUCUUUUGAAUUACUGAGUUAUCUCUUAUGUCCUGAUAGUUGAUAGAGUUAUUCAGUUAUUGUGAUUUACAUCCUCCAAAAUGUUUGGCUGAUAUUGAGUUUGGGGAAGAAGAAAUGACAUUGUAUUUGUACACAAAUUACAUUUCUAUUUAUUUAUUUAUCCCCUUUUUGGUAGGUGGAGAAAUAUUCUUUUA